Messenger RNA from Helicoverpa zea (corn earworm), 795 nucleotides. Its product is annotated as cuticle protein 19.8-like. NCBI's taxonomy places the organism in Eukaryota, Metazoa, Arthropoda, Insecta, Lepidoptera, Noctuidae. The coding region runs from base 16 to 795 and encodes 259 amino acids. Gene Ontology annotation, cellular component: extracellular matrix. The record is from RefSeq and is a predicted model, not a curated record. The transcript is spliced from 3 exons.
GUCAGCCACAUCAACAUGCAUAUUACGGUGACCUGCCUGCUGGCUCUGGUAGCAGCCGCUUCGUCAAUUCCGCCCGCGACGCUGUCAUAUGUUCCCAUAUCCACCAUCGAAAAAAUCCCGAACCCGAACUACGGAUUCAACUAUGCGAUAAACGACCCGUCGACGGGCGACAACAAGGCACAGUGGGAGACGCGAAACGGUGACGUCGUACGAGGAGCAUACUCCCUGGUGGAACCCGACGGCAAUGUACGAGUAGUAGAGUACACUGCCGACUCUCUGACAGGAUUCAACGCCAUCGUCAAACGAACUGGACCCAACGUACACUCUGUGUCGUUAGCAACACCCAUAGUGGCUAAACCAAUCGUUGAGACCAUUGCCCCGAUUACUCCUGUCAUUACCAAGUCUGUGGCGUGGCCAGCUGGGCCCAUUGGACACGGACCUAUUGGACCCAUCGGCCCCAUUGGGCACGGAUCUAUCGGCCCCAUUGGGCACGGAUCUAUCGGCCCCCUAGUGCCAAUCGCGCCUAUCGUUGAAGCAGCCCCCGUUGCUGAAAUCACGCCUGUUGCCGAGGUUCACCACCAGCCCAUCAUAACCCCGAUCAUCGACACUCCGCCAGUGAUCGCUCCCAUGCCUACGCUGGACAUCCUGCCGAUCUACCCGCUGCCGCCGGCCGGCCCGUGGGUGCACCUGUCCGGCACGUCGUACGGCCACAAGGGCAACAUCGUCCGCCGCUGGGCGGCCGGACCUAUCUCACUAGAUGGCAAGACGCUCACCAUCAGAACCAAGCACCAUUAA